Molecule: messenger RNA, 2233 nt
Organism: Mustela erminea (ermine)
Lineage: Eukaryota; Metazoa; Chordata; Mammalia; Carnivora; Mustelidae
Source: RefSeq, a predicted model, not a curated record
AUGGGAGUCAUACUGAAGGUUUCCUGCCCCCGUGUGAAGCCAGAGCCGCUCACCGUCCCCUCCUCCCCCGACUACCGCAUCUGCCGGAGGGGACUUUGCCACAAGAGGAGUGAGUUACCGGGACCCGUGAGCAAGACGUUUCUGGACGGUGUGGAGCUUCCUAUGUCCUUGUCUGUCACAAUGUCCCACCGCAGAGUCCUGUUUCUGUCCCCAGAAAUGCAUAGCAGAGCUGACUGCCAGAUGCCCUGGGUCCCUCCUUGGUGGCUCAGGGUACUCCAGCACCUCGUGUGGGCCUUCCGGGGUGAGCUUCCUGCUGGGGCUGAGCCGGGGAGCCGCCGGGUCCCGGAGACUGUGGGAAGAGCCGUGAGUGUGCGCGGGGGCGGGGCGGGGAUCAGGCCACGGGUGGGGGCCAGGACUGUGGGAAUGGCCCACAGCCUUUCUGGAAUCGAAACACUAGCAAAUGUCAAAACGUGCGUAAUUUGUUUUACAGAAACAGGCUGCUUAUUUGUGUCUGGAAGGCCUGUGUCAAGGAUGCGUCUCGGCCCUUCUCAGAGGAUCGCGUCAACGGAAACACACGCAGAUGGUGGGGGUCUGGGGUCUCGGGACGAAGGGCAGGACAGGAAUCCGUGCGGGCUGCAGGGAGACGCCACCCACGGAGCCCCGGGGGGACGACUCCACGUGACCCUUGCUCUCUCGGUUUGGGGCCCUGGAUCCCGCCACGGUUGUGAAUUCUUCCAGACCUGCGCAGGCGAACUUGGGGGCUGCAGUCAGAUCCCGCCCCCGAGAGCCUGGAGAGGCUGGGUGUCCUUUAUCCCGUGCUCGGGCGGCCUAGUGCACUGUAGCUGGGGGGCCCGCCGCCCCAGCACCCAGGUGGCCACAGGCUCGGGCUCGUCCCCGCUGCUGGGCCCGUCACUGCUCUUGCAGGCCUCUCCCCGCCCAGAGGCUGUGGCUGAGGCUGUCCUCUGCCACCCUGUGACCACCCGUAAGCUCCGGCUCCUCCCCUCCCGUGGGCUUCCCUUCUCCGCCGGGGACGUGUCUGCUCCCCAGCCUCUUCUCGGCCCCUUUCAGAACGUGCAGGCUCCUUUUGCUCAACAAGGUGGUGACAGACACACCACCAGCGUGGGGUGGGCCGCGCAUCCCUGGGCUCGGUGGAAGGCAGAGCAGGCGAGUGGACAGAGCCCGCUGGGCUGGGAGGUUGUCCUUAUCAGAGGCACAGCGAGGGACGCAGCGUCUUGACCGGGCAAGGGAUCCCGUCCUUGCCGGCAUGGAACGCUGCCAUCGUCAUCUCUCUCUGUCUCUGGCCUUUGCGUCCUGAGCCGCGGACCUACCUGUCCGUGUCGGCCCGGGACACAGUUCACUGCCCAGGACGGCGCUGUAGCCAGGCCCUUCCGCGCGUCCCUUCAAACACGCCUGCCGGCCGGUCUUGCACAUUGUCUCUUCCCCGUGACGUCAGAAGCAGUGACGUCACCCGUCCCACAGGCAUCUUCCUGGGACUGCGCCGGGAGCCUGGGCACAGUCGGCAACAUUGCCACUGACGUGACACGGAGUUGCUCGGGAAUGGGUCUGUCGACUUAUUUAGAACUUUGGGGGAAGUUUUCUGGUUUUCUUCUCUGUCGGGUCUUCUCCUCCUGGGCUCAUUCCUGGGCAUUAUUGCCAGCGCAGAUGGCGUGCUUUCUCCCAUAAAUGUUACAUAUUGUUUUAAUAAAUUGUAUUACUUUUCUAUACUGACCUUAAAACGGGCCACUUGUAAAUCUUGCUAUUUGCCAUUGACUUGCCAGUUGGGUUUUCCUAGUCAAGCAGCCCCAGGAGUGUGCGGUUAAGUGUAGCUUAUCUCUGCCUUCCGUGUUCGUGAUCACGUGUAUUUCCUUGCGUUACUGCGCUUGUGCGGAGUCAGAUGUGAAAUCGGGCGUCUUCCUGUUGCUUUCCUUGUUAAGGUUGCGUCUAUGUGUUUAGCUCAGUGAUAGGAAGCGGAGAGCGUGCACGAGCGAGGGAGGAGAGGGAGAAGGACCGGCAGGCUCCCCUCCAGGAGCGGAGCCGCACGCGGGGCUCGAUCCCGUGACCCUGAGGUCACAACCUGAGCAGAAAUCAGCAGUCGAGGCUCCACCGGCGCGGCCCCCAGGCGCCCGUCUCUUGUUCCCGACGGGACGGAUUUUGUGACGUUGAGUCCUGUUACGUUCCCGGGAUGGACGGCACUUGCUCCUGCUGGCUUCCGUGCUGUUCGUUGCUGCUUUUA